GCGCUGAAAAUCAUUUCUCUGUUUCCAAGAAGUGAGGUUGGAUUCCGUGACUAUUUCAUGCAUGGUUUUCUGCCGGUAUCACGAAUCGGUAUAUAAUAAUUAAUCUAGCUGCAUCAUGAAGCUAGUAAGAUUUUUGAUGAAACUCAGUCACGAAACUGUGACGAUAGAAUUGAAGAAUGGCACCCAGGUUACCGGAACGAUUACAGGUGUUGAUGUUGCAAUGAAUACACAUUUGAAAACAGUGAAAAUGACGAUAAAGAAUCGUGAGCCUAUACAGUUAGAAACUCUCAGUUUGCGUGGUAACAACAUUAGGUAUUACAUUUUACCUGAUUCUCUUCCCUUGGAAACAUUGCUGAUAGAUGAUACACCAAAAGCUAAGGCUAAGAAGAAAGAAGCUGCGAGAGGCGCUGCACGUGGCAGAGGACGUGGUGCCAGAGGUGGCAGGGGUGGCAGGGGUGGCCGAGGUCGAGGAAGAGGCAGGCGAUAGUGACAUUAAAUAUAUUUUUCACAUAUUUUCAACACAUACAAAGUUUUCUACUUUCACGCGGAUGAUAAUUAUUCCAAUAAUUUUAUAAAAAACGUAUCAAUAAGAAGCUGUUUUCUUAAUGUAGCCUUGAUACUGUGUCUCAAGACAACAUAUGCACAAAAGAACAUGGACAUCUAUUUUUAACAGAAAAUUAAAAUUGUAAUUAAAAUAA
Pogonomyrmex barbatus (red harvester ant) is the source of this 698-nucleotide messenger RNA. RefSeq names its product small ribonucleoprotein particle protein SmD1 (gene SmD1). The record is from RefSeq and is a predicted model, not a curated record. Gene Ontology annotation, biological process: spliceosomal snRNP assembly; RNA processing. Lineage: Eukaryota; Metazoa; Arthropoda; Insecta; Hymenoptera; Formicidae. Gene Ontology annotation, molecular function: RNA binding.